CAUUUCGAUAUUUUACAAUCAUACCACUUGAUAUAUAUCAAAAUCUGAAGGGUAAACUAAAAAAAAAUUUCGUACUUUUGGGCUAAAGUUCGGACAGGGUCUCUGUUCUGUUUUUGGCAUUGUCACCGAUGGCCAAGGAUAAGAUGCAUCGAUUUUAUACAAAUAUAAUAUAAAGCCAAUCAAGGUUGCACAUGUGUAUCUGUACACUGUGCAGGGCCGAGAAUCGCCGCAUACAUCAUGCACGCGUAAGCCUACUUAUAAUAUAUGUAUGAGUGGGUCAAAAUAAUAAAACAACCUAAACAUAUAAUAUGAUUUGGAAUUCCUUUGUCUCGUCGAGUUUCUGCCGAGCUUGAAGAAAGCUGCGCCGUUGCCGCACUGCCUGCUUAUCGCUAUUCGGCUUAGCCAACUCUAUAUACGAUCGUAAAGUCGAAACCAGAGCCGUGGAAAGAUUGAGACUCGACUCGGCCCGUAGGAGUGCUGCUGCUCUUUGUGCUCACUCUGAUUUUAGUUUUUUUUCUCGCAAGUAUAUAAUUCGUCGUCGGCUCCAUACCACGGAUAAUGUCUCGCCUUACCAGCAACGUAUACGCGUCGAGCUGUGAGCUACUUGCGUCGACGACAGAUUCGAAUCGACAGUCCAUCGAGACGCAUGUAACCACCGAGUCGCUUCUCCUCUCUACCGCAUUAACGCCCUUAUAUUAUCAGAAACGUAUUAUUCCCAAAGUUACACACAUACAUAUUAUAAUUCACGAACAAAUACUCGCGCGCGUUAAAUAUUUAUUGGUGCCUAAUUUAAUUGUGCUGCAUCGAAUAUAUCCUAUCUGAGGUUCUAUCUUUAGCGCAUUGAAAUUAAGCAGAUUUCAACGAUCAACUAAACAGAUCGAUUACAGAAGAUGAAGGUUUUAGCAAAUGAAGACUGCAAUUUUCGCAGACCAAAACAAUUAAAUUCUUCUCUAAUAAGUAUCUCGAGAAGAACUCCAUACAAAUUGAAUACAAGGAAUAGAACUGAUUAUAGCCGCUUGUACUGCCUGAUUCCCUGGACUGAAGAAUCCGAAGAAGAAAGAGUGAAUAAAUUUUUUCACGAGUUCGCAAGAUACGGACAGCUCGAAUACAUCGAGACAGUCAAGAAUAACACGUUUGGCUACGUCAAGUACAUCGACAAAGAAGAUGCGAAAAAGGCCAUGCGCAAAUCCAAAGGGACUGGCUACGCUCCAAUUUUCGCGGAUGAAAGAAAACGCAGCGCGGCUGAGAGAUCGCUCGAUCCGUAUGACUUGAAGAUUUUCCAUGAAACAUGUGGAAAUGAAAUCUAUGCGAGUACGCAGGAAUUGCAUUACGAGACCUGCGCCAAGCAACUCAAUUAUUACAGAAAUCUUUACCACGGUCCCGAUGGUAAACCAGUAUCCCAGUAUCCCAGUGGUACCAGUCAGCGAUUGCUCUGCACGUGCCCAAUUUGUCCUUUAUCAAAUUCUUAAAAUUUCUUUCUCAAUAACGACAUCAUUGACUCUAUGUAAUCCAUCAAUUUUACUGCUUUUAACGUCUCUUUCAAUUAUCAAAAUGCAUAAACGAAGAAAAAAAGAAUACUUUUUGUUACAAUGCCACUCUUCAAUGUCACAAUUAGCUUUUGUAAUGUUACGAUAACUUGAGCUGAAAACGUAGUUAUUUUUUUGAAUGUCAACACAAUUUUAUAUAAUGAAACUUGGCUCGUUAUGUAACAAAUGAAAUUUACUCAUAAGUUUGUUUGCUUUAGAUUUUCAUGACAAUAUAUUUAUAAUAAAUUCAUUUAAAAUUUUUUGAUUUUUUGAUUUAUUUCAUAAAUGUCCACUCAAGUUCAUAAUAUUGGAAGAACAUUUUUUACACGUAAAUCUCUUUUUUAACAGCUAAAACCAUCAAAAGCAGAGUGAUCAUCUUCAUACGUAUUAUGACACAUGAUGAUAAGAUUUGACUCGGGUUGGAUUACAGGCGAAGCAUGUUUUGAAAAAGUUUUACAUUCACCGAAUAUGCAACAAUAGCAGAAUGUCCAACGUGUACUAGCAUACACGGUCUACAGUUGCAGCUCUAUACACACUUGGGUAUUAAUCUGGCUAUUAAUAGUGUGUAUAGUCAACCUCAUUCUUUGAUAUGUAACAUUUACUUGAAUUAAAUUAAAUUAUUUAUUUCCUAGGUUAAUUGCACGGCUUGAAAAUUGCUAUAAUUCGUACGUAUAAAAGGGAAGAAAAGUACACAUUUGUAAAAGUACAAUAACACUUAUCGAAAAUCGAUUUCAACAGUAUUUGGACUAGCCACCAGUUGAAUGGAGAUUCGCUGGAAAUUUCGAUAAUUUAAAUAGAUACUUAAC
Molecule: messenger RNA, 2332 nt
Organism: Trichogramma pretiosum
Lineage: Eukaryota; Metazoa; Arthropoda; Insecta; Hymenoptera; Trichogrammatidae
Exons: 2
Coding region: 891-1469 (192 amino acids)
Molecular function (GO): RNA binding
Source: RefSeq, a predicted model, not a curated record